Messenger RNA from Phyllostomus hastatus (greater spear-nosed bat), 1146 nucleotides. RefSeq names its product basic salivary proline-rich protein 1-like. The record is from RefSeq and is a predicted model, not a curated record. Lineage: Eukaryota; Metazoa; Chordata; Mammalia; Chiroptera; Phyllostomidae. The transcript has 3 exons. Bases 1 to 1146 code for a protein of 381 amino acids.
AUGUGCACCAGGACCGACGUUUCUGCCCGGAAGAGCUGCUUUGCCGGCGGCGGUGACGGGGCCUGGAGCCCACCCACCCGACGGCAGCCCCCCCACGCACUCCCCCAGGCCAGACCCGGGGUGGAGGGGGGCCCACCUCCCACAGGCCUGGCCCGGUUCCAGCAGACGCCCAGGCCACGGCGGAGAGGGCCCACCCCGACCGGCCGGCCCAACGACGAGAUGGAGUCGUCGAGAACCCGGGGGCCCCCAGCCCGCGCGGCCAGCAGCCCGGGCGGCCAGCGGCACGUGCGCGGUGCCCAGGGGCGGGCACCUGCCCGGGGGGUGCUUCUCCGUCUGCAGAGGGAGCGAGACGGACCCGGCCCCGGGGAGAGGGUCGCAGGCGGGAAGGAGGAGCAGAGAAAGGAGGAAUGUGGAGGCCCCGGGAGGAAGUCCGGGGGGGAGGCCCGACCCCGGGAGGGGGCGGCCCCUCCGGCCCCGCCGCCUUCCCGCGAGACUACGGGCUCCCCCCGGGGCGGCCGGGCCCGCGGCCUCCGGGCCCCACGCAAUGACGCCCCCCCCCCAGACAGGCCCGCUGGCCGGGCCACCGGGGACGAGCCGCUCGCGCGGGCGCCCGCCCCGCAGCGGAGCCGCCACCGGGGGAGAGCAAGCUCUGGGCCCGAGUUCCCCUCCGAGACCGCUUCCUCCCCGCCGGAAGGCCCCCCGGAGCGCCCCCCCACCCUGUCCCCGGGAGCCCGGGCCUGCCCGCCGCCCGCCGCCUCUGGCCUGGGCCUGCCACGGAACCCGAGCUGCUGCCCCUGUCCCCUCCCGUCCGCCGGUCUCCAGGGUGACGUGGCCGGAGGGCAGCUGGGCCUUCAAAGCGUCUCUGUGCUUGUCCUCCCGGGAAAAGCAAGCAUGACCCUCGCACUGGCAUUCCGAACAGGGGUCAUCCCGGUGACAGGCCUGGAGGGAGAGGAGACGCAGCCCCGCCCCCCCAGGCACACACGGGCCGGGCCGGAGGCCACGGUGGCCAGCCAGCCAGGGCUCUGGACCUUGGCUGUGACCGGCCGAAGGAGUCACGCCCGCCGGAGCCUCUCUGUGUGUCGGCUUCGCGUCCGGGGCCGGACAGGUGCAGCCUCGCUUCCCACACUGUCCUCGGAGCGGCACUGA